Scylla paramamosain (green mud crab) is the source of this 2629-nucleotide messenger RNA. RefSeq names its product ribosome biogenesis protein WDR12 homolog. Gene Ontology annotation, biological process: ribosome biogenesis. The record is from RefSeq and is a predicted model, not a curated record. The coding region runs from base 154 to 1464 and encodes 436 amino acids. The transcript has 10 exons. Gene Ontology annotation, molecular function: protein binding. Lineage: Eukaryota; Metazoa; Arthropoda; Malacostraca; Decapoda; Portunidae.
GAAGACUGGACGCGCCCCCGCCAUGUGUGCUAACAACAACAAACUUGGUUAACGGAGAGAGGCCGGGCGGUUUUCAGCUGUAAUCGUGUGUACAGAGUGAGGAGCAGCAGCAGCAGCAACAACAACAACAGCAACAACAACAACAGCAGCAACAUGGCGGAGCAGAGGGCAGGGGAGGAGACAGGGGAGGUGGAAGGCAGUGUGCUCGUCAAGUUCGUCACUAAGCAAGACCAAUUUGCUGUGCCAGGCGCCUCAGUGGUGGUCGGAGCGAACAGUAACCCUAACAAGCUGAAUGAGAUCGUUCAUGCUUUCAUCAGACAAGGUUCGGAUCCCUCCAGAGACCUGCCCAAAAUGGAGUUUGUGGUGGAGGGGCAGCUGUUGGUGGGCAAGCUUGGCGACCGGCUGCAGGAGAGUGAGAGGAGCCUGGAGGGGGUCGUGGAGGUGGAGUACCUGGAGAAGCUGCCUCCGCCCACCCCGAAGGACUCCCUCCACCAUGACGACUGGGUGUCUGCUGUUCAGGCUACCGACCACUGGCUGCUGACAGGGUGCUAUGACAACACCCUACACCUGUGGUCCAUGCAGGGGCUGGCAGAGGGACAGGGGGACAGAGCCCAUCGCCUAACCAUCCCUGCUCACCGUGCCCCUGUCAAGGCUGUCGCGUGGGUGGACACUGAUGGACCCCUGCUGUCUUUUAUCAGCACCUCCAUAGACCAGACGGCGGUGGUGUGGGUGUGGUGCAGUGAUACCAAUGCCGUGGAGUGUGUUAGUGAGUGCCACGGUCACACCCAGAGCGUAGAGUGCGUAACGGUGGAUGAGAAGAAAGAAUAUUUUGCAACAGGAUCUUGGGACAACCUUCUUAAAAUUUGGACUACAGGAAAUCAGAAAGAGAAAGAGGAAGAGGAGAAUGAAGGAGAAGAACAAGAGAAGAAGAGGAGGAAAGCAAAAAAACCUCAGAAGAAGACCCCAAUCUUGACCUUAGCCGGGCACACGGAGAGCAUUGGGGGUGUGGUCUGGACUGGGUCAGGGGAGGUCACCACAGCCUCAUGGGACCACUCUCUCCGUGUGUGGGAUGCGGAGAUUGGGGGCGUAAAGUCUCAGGCCGUCGGAAACUGUGCAUUUUUCUGUGUUUCCUGGUCACCUCUGCACCGCGCCCUGCUCACUGGCUGUGCUGACCGUCAUAUUAGGCUGUACGACCCGCGGGAUACUGAGGGGUCAGUGGUGAAGCAGAAAUUUACGUCACACAGCAAAUGGGUGCCCAGUGUGAGGUGGAGCAGCACAGCAGAACACCUUUUUGUUUCUGGCAGUUACGACAACCUCAUUAAGCUGUGGGACGUGCGCAGCCCCCGCGCGCCCCUGUAUGACCUGACAGGCCACGAGGAUAAGGUGCUGGCUGUUGAUUGGUCAAACCCCAAGUACGUGGCCAGUGGGGGAGCGGAUUGUACCAGUAAAGUAUUUGCCACGUGAACUGAGAGAGAGAGAGAGAGAGAGAGAGAGAGUGUUAUUUUUGUUUUUUAUUAAUUUUUACUGUUUUGUUAGUUAAGGUGUGAGAGAGAGAGAGUUAUUUUUGUUUUUUUUAUUAAUUUUUUCUGUUUUGUUAGUUAAGGUGUGAGAGAGAGAGAGAGAGAGAGAGAGAGAGAGAGAGAGAGAGAGAGAGAGAGAGAGAGAGAGUUAUUUUUGUUUUUUUAUUAAUUUUUUCUGUGUUUUGUUAGUUAAGGUGUGAGAGAGAGAGAGAGAGAGAGAGAGAGAGAGAGAGAGAGAGUUAUUUUUGUUUUUUAUUAAUUUUUUCUGUGUUUUGUUAGUUAAGGUGUGAGAGAGAGAGAGAGAGAGAGAGAGAGAGAGAGAGAGAGAGAGAGAGAGAGAGAGAGUUAUUUUUGUUUUUUUUAUUAAUUUUUUCUGUUUUGUUAGUUAAGGUGUGAGAGAGAGAGAGAGAGAGAGAGUUAUUUUUGUUUUUUUUAUUAAUUUUUUCUGUUUUGUUAGUUAAGGUGUGAGAGAGAGAGAGAGAGUUUUUUUUUUUUAUUAAUUUUUUCUGUGUUUUGUUAGUUAAGGUGUGAGAGAGAGAGAGAGAGAGAGUUAUUUUUGUUUUUUUAUUAAUUUUUUCUGUGUUUUGUUAGUUAAGGUGUGAGAGAGAGAGAGAGAGAGAGAGAGAGAGAGAGUUAUUUUUGUUUUUUAUUAAUUUUUACUGUUUUGUUAGUUAAGGUGUGAGAGAGAGAGAGAGAGAGAGAGAGAGAGAGAGAGAGAGAGAGAGAGAGAGAGAGAGAGAGUUAUUUUUGUUUUUUUUAUUAAUUUUUUCUGUGUUUUGUUAGUUAAGGUGUGAGAGAGAGAGAGAGAGAGAGAGAGAGAGAGAGAGAGAGAGAGAGAGAGAGAGAGAGAGAAUAUUGUGUGUGUGUGCGUGUGUGUGUGUGUUAGACAGGCAAAUUGAAAGAAUUAUUGCAACAUUUACUAACAAGAAGGAAUACAAGAACGAAGAAGAAGAAGAGGAGGAGGAGGAGGAAGAGGAAGAAGAAGAAGAGGAAGACACGCAAGAAAUUAGUGUUAGUUACAAUGAUAAAAAUAAUAAUAGUAAUAGUAACAAUAAUAAUAAUAAUAAUUUGAUGAUGAUGAUGAUUAAUUAAUAAAAUAUUGAAGUGUA